GCGGCAUGUGUCCGUCUGCUUCCUCUCUCUGCAAGCUGCGUUGCGCUGGCAGCCCAGCUGCACCCGUGACGAUUGUGCAGCAAAACAACAGCUCACCGACAUUCGUGAACAGCAACAACAACAACAAUAACAACAACAGCAGCAAUAACAAAACAACACCGCAGACCACCCUGCAGCUUCUCUCGUCUCAACCUACCGGCCACGACGUCUUCGUUCGUGCUGGAGAGCCUCUUGGACUGUCUUGUCGUCUUGGGGUAUCCCAGCCUGUCACAAUCAACAGGUUGCUGACCUCUGCCGCCCCUGUCCGUCGGCCCAAGCGUCUCGUGGGCGUUACGCAGGUGGCCAGAUUGGAAAAACAUAUGCCAAAACUUUCCAGAGCACGCACCGUCGCUGCAAAUCAAUCAUCGCCUGAAGAUUCAUCUCACUGUUCCCAUUCGCUGUGCAUAAUCACACCUGACUGAGCAUAAUCGCUCCUUGGGCCGCCACGAGCAUUGCUUUAAACCUGGAGGCCGGACCCUGAAGUUGCUUUUGCAAGUCCAUCCUGGCGUCCUGUCAACAACCCAUAACACACCACCAACCUCCUAGCAACCGCAACCUACUCACCUCGCUGACCCUUAUGCCGGACGCCUCGACAUCAGAGCCGGCUCGAGAUUCCAUUAGAAAGCGAAGUAUUCUACCUUUGACCGACACCUGCUCGACUUGCGACACCUAGUCAGGACGUACAAACUUCGCCGGAUCCAGUCGCCGUACCCAUUGCAGACCGCCGUCGUCUGCUUUGGUGCGGAUCACGUACCUUUUUGUAACAGAUGGACGGUCAUCAGGCACCCCCACCACCGCCUCCACCUCCUCAUGGCACCAACCCCAAGUCGACGUCGCCCGGCGGCUCCGGCCUGCCUCCAGGCAACUAUGACAUCUUCAUCAUACCUCCCCAUUCGGCCGGCUCCGGCUUCCUCUACCUGCCCUCUCUACGACCUCAAUUGAAUAGCUUCAUCGCUGGCGCCGCCUCUGCACUGUUUGCCUGCUGGCUAUGGUCCAAGCUCUCGCCAAUGCUGAAAGCUUUCGUCAGCACUGUGAGCCAGAGCGGUGCUGGUUUUGGUAUGUUGCUCGUACUAGGCAUCGUAGCAAUUGGUGCAUUCUUCGCUGGAUCGAUUGGCCAUCUACCUUCUGGAACCGGUCAAUCACCAGGCGCACCGCCGAACGGCUUUUCUACGGGUGGUGCGCAUGCAGGGCACACACCACCGCCCCCGAAUGGAUAUCACAGCUCUGGACCAGCGCCAAAUGGCUAUCCUGGUGGAGCGCCAAAUGGCCAUGCUGGCACUGGUGGACAGCAUUGGGGUUCUGGUCCUCAAGGAGCGUACACCCAUGCCCAACACAAUGAUGCUGCGCCACCACCACAACCACAACCACCACCACCUCCUCCUCCUCCUCCUUCCUCUUCUCCACCCCCACCUCCACCUCCACGGACAGAGCCGUAUGGAGCAAGAUCCGAAGCUGAUGGUUCCGAGAGGGCACAUCCUCGGCCAAGAGCGUAUAGCAACGCGUCAGCAUCGUGGCAGAAAGCCAAAGAGGAGCAAAGGCGACGUGAAGAGGAACGCAAGAAAGAGGAAGAGAUGAAGCGCAAAGCCGAAGAGGAAGCGAAGGCUAAACUGGAAGCAGAGCGCAAAGCCAAGGCCGCGGAAGAGAAGUUGCGAUGGGAAAGGCAGCGAGCGAGAGAGAAGGAGGAGCGUGAGCGGAAGGAACGAGAGCGGCAGGCACGCGAGCGCCUGGAGAAAGCAAAGGCGGAAAUCGAGCGUGCAAGAUUGGAGAAAGAAAUCAAGGAGAAAUUGGAAAAAGAAGCGGCCGAGGCGAAGGAAAAGGCUGAGAAGGAGGCUGCUGCAGCCAAAGCAGCUCAGGAAAAGGCUGAGCGCGAGGCUAGAGCGGCAGCGGCACGCAAGAGGAUCGCAGAGCUCAGGGCGAAAAGCGAGCUUGGUGGUUCCAAGUUUGGCGUAGGAGAGAGGACGAAUCCGUACUCGCUCGAUCCAAACGACAGAACACCCACGCCGGCUGCACAGGCGGCCAGGAAGUACGAAAAGCCUACUGCACAAAGCUACGUUGGCACAUCGACGGCAGAGUCGUACCGCCCAUACGAUAGGCAUAAGCACGCCGGCUCCGGCUCCUCGGUGUACUCAGAGUCGUACGCUCCUUCACAGUCGACAGCACCGUCUAGCGCUCCGCCGCGGCAAAGCGGGCCAUACAGUACAACCGAUCCGGACAAGGUUGUCAUUAAGGCUGUAUAUAGCUUCAGCGACUCCUUUCCGAAGCCACACACGAGUCUUGUGGCUGGUCAAGAUGGUGUCACGGACGGUCUUAUACUAAAAAUUGGUACAGAAGGCAUGUUUGUCGAUGACGAUGUGAAGGGUAUCGGACUGAGAGAGUGGGACGUGAAGACAUGGACCAUGAAGAGUGUCGAGUCCAUCUCUGUGCCGAAGAAGUCUCUCUACAUCCUUCGCGUCACUAUCAAAGAUGCCGUCAAAACAAACUUCGUGUUCGUCAUCGGCGCCAGUGAAGAGUGGAAGGCCAAGAAAGGCGUUGAGGUCCUCAAGGGCGGUAGUCUGGCGAGAGCUGGGCUAGUCAGUGCAAUGAGCAGUGUCGAAGCGCAACGUCUCAUGAAUUUACUCGGUUGGUAAAUGUGGAGUCGCUUGCCUUGGUGUCCCUCACGUGCACGGCACACUUAACCAGAGACAGGGCGAAAAGACUGUAUUAAACAAGGUGCGAACAAAAAAAAGUGCGACGUCUGAUUGUGCAAGCAUCAGCGAAAGGCGUAUUUUUAUCCAAAGUAUUUGAUGGGUUGAGACAAGCAUGCAUGUGGAAGGUGUUGACGUUGCCGUUGGCUGUGGGUCGGCCUGAAUCCCAAUAUACCCCCUCAUUUCUCUCACAUUCGUUUGCAUUUAUGUGGUUGGAUUGUGCAUGUGGGCUUGUACGCGACCAGUGUGCUCGCUGGAAUUGACUACUUUGUAUAUAGUCAUGAGUUGCAUGAUGAGCAUACGUGAGCGUUCAUGUUGAAGAUCGACUGCUAGGUCGAGCAUAGACGGUGGAUAGAACCAGUUUUAAUGCCCUAUAUUUAAUCGAUGCACGUGCUUCACUUUUCU
This is a messenger RNA of Verruconis gallopava, 3128 nucleotides long. Its product is annotated as protein TolA. The transcript is spliced from 2 exons. Bases 807 to 2666 code for a protein of 619 amino acids. Lineage: Eukaryota; Fungi; Ascomycota; Dothideomycetes; Venturiales; Sympoventuriaceae. The record is from RefSeq and is a predicted model, not a curated record. Gene Ontology annotation, cellular component: Swr1 complex. Gene Ontology annotation, biological process: chromatin remodeling. Gene Ontology annotation, molecular function: ATP-dependent H2AZ histone chaperone activity.